This is a messenger RNA of Penicillium coprophilum, 480 nucleotides long. RefSeq lists its product as uncharacterized. NCBI's taxonomy places the organism in Eukaryota, Fungi, Ascomycota, Eurotiomycetes, Eurotiales, Aspergillaceae. Bases 1 to 480 code for a protein of 159 amino acids. The transcript has a single exon. The record is from RefSeq and is a predicted model, not a curated record.
AUGGAGUCAAACUUGAGUUUGCAGGUCACCCUGGCCCCCCAGGCACCGAUCCUAGAGGCACAAGAACCAUUCGCUCUACCAAUCAAAGUUUCUGUUCACAAUGCCGCAGAUUCGCCCGUUACUAUUUUGAGAUGGGGCACCCCGUUAGACCCUCAGGCUGGUGUGCUCGGUGUUUUCGAGAUUUGUGACACAACGGACCAACGGAAAGUGUCCAUUCCUACUAUCAUGGUAUCACGCAAGCUACCCGCCAGUGAAAAAGAUCUCGUUGAGAUACAAGCACGCGAAACCCUCGAUGUAACUAUCAAUUUGCCAAUUCAAGGCCUUGAAAAGGGACAUGAAUAUUCUGUUCGUGCACAAGGAACUUGGCAUGCGGUGUGGCCCACUGAAUUAUCCAAUGUGACUGUAUCCCAACUCAAGGACAACGGAGGUGCCAGUCGCGGGGACUUCCUAUCCAAUGAAUCCUUUGUGAGCAUUGAGUGA